Molecule: messenger RNA, 4669 nt
Organism: Mastomys coucha (southern multimammate mouse)
Lineage: Eukaryota; Metazoa; Chordata; Mammalia; Rodentia; Muridae
Gene: Rfwd3
Product: ring finger and WD repeat domain 3
Exons: 13
Coding region: 306-2591 (761 amino acids)
Biological process (GO): interstrand cross-link repair; protein ubiquitination; double-strand break repair via homologous recombination
Cellular component (GO): nucleus; site of double-strand break
Molecular function (GO): ubiquitin protein ligase activity; protein binding
Source: RefSeq, a predicted model, not a curated record
CGGGCUGCCUCCCUUUGCUCCGCGCCGGGUCGCGGGGCCCUGUAAGGUUGGCUGAGGGCGCGCUGGGAGCUCGGCGGUCCUCCUCAGUCGGGGCUGAGGACCUCGACCUUCUUCCUUCAGUCGCGAAGAAUGGCGGGGUCCGGAGGAGCCGAGGCAGGGUUUGGCUCGCACGGAUUGCGGAUCCCGCACGGAGUAGUUCUUCAGGAGCUGGCCGCGCGGGUCGAGCCCCAGUGACUGGCUGACCCUUGUUGCUCGCUUAACUUUUAACAGAGCUUAACCCAUAGCAGCGGAACUGCGACCUAGUGAUGGCUCAUGAAGUGACGAUGGACUGUGAUCUUCAGGUACCGUUAAAUGGUACUAUAGAACAAGCUACUCCAAUUGAAGUUGUCAGCCAUGGGGCACCUCUUCUCCAGCCUGCCCCUGCUGAACUGGCCAAUAGCCAAGGCGGAGCACUUGUUCAACCUGUCCCUGCUGAAGUGGUCAGUAGCCAAGGUGGACUGCCCACUCUACAGCCCGUGCCACCAGCGUCCAUUGAUUUGACAGAGGAAGUACAGCCCGCAGAAGAAAAUAUGGAGCUUGUCAAUCCUGGAACUCCGGAGGAGCAUAGUCAGGGAUCUGGUGCUGACCAUACCGUCGGAGCUGCUACAUCCGUUUCAAUGAACAACUUCAUCAGUGGGCUGCAGAGGCUUCAUAACAUGCUGGAGUUGCUGAGGCCUCCACCUUCAGACCACGGUGGUGGGCCAAUAAGAACAAGGAGAAGAACGGGACCCGUUUUGAGGGCAGGAGCUGGAGGGUCUCAGAGGCUAGUCAGCGCCAGGUAUGUGCCACGCACACCAUUAUAUGCCUACUUUCAGGUAAGCAGGUCUCAGCCUUACCCACCAGCAGCUGCUCAUGAUUCAGAGACUAGGAAUCCGCCCUCAGGUACUGACUCUGACAGCGACGGCUCUGCAGAGGAUGAAGAGGUUGUUGUCCAGACAGAAGAACCAGAAGUCAACAUUCCAGAACAAGGAGUUAUGUCAACAGACCAAGAAGCUACAUCUGUCCCAGGAGGUGAUACAGCUCCUAAAGAGGAGUCUUCCCAGAAGCCCAGUGUUCUACCUUCUAUGGAAGAUGAAGAAGGGGAAACUUGCACAAUAUGUUUGGAACAGUGGACCAGUGCUGGGGACCACCGGCUGUCAGCGUUACGCUGUGGGCACCUCUUUGGAUAUAAAUGCAUUUCUAAAUGGCUUAAAGGACAAACACGAAAGUGUCCUCAGUGCAACAAGAAAGCCAAGCAUAAUGACAUCGUUGUCCUUUAUGCCCGAUCCCUGACAGCUUUGGACACUAGUGAACAGGAGCGCAUGAAAAGUGACUUACUGAAUGAACAAAUGCUGAGGAAGCAGGCCGAGUUAGAAUCUGCACAGUGCCGGCUCCAGCUUCAAGUCCUUAUUGAUAAAUGCACUAAACUCAAUAGCCGAAUCCAGGACUUGGAAAAGCUUGUCGUGCAGCAUCAGAACCCAGGUAUGCAGCAGUACCGAGGCUCCCAAGCACUUUGCGGGAACUGUCUACCCUCCAGCCAGAGCCCUGGCAGAUACAACUCUGAAAAGACCUUCAUGAUAUCUCAGAUGGGAAACUGCCGAAUCCUGGCCUAUUGUGAUGGUCUGAGCUGCCUGGUGGCCUCCCAGCCCUCCCCUCAGGCCUCCUUCCUUCCAGGCUUUGGUGUUAAGAUGUUGAGUACUGCUGACAUGAGGAGCAGUCAGUAUAUUCCUAUGCACAGCAAGCAGAUCCGUGGACUAUCUUUCAGCAGUCAGUCCAAAGGCUUGCUCCUCUCUGCCUCCCUUGACAACACUAUUAAACUGACCAGCCUAGAAACAAAUACCGUGGUGCAGACUUACAACACUGGGCGUCCUGUCUGGAGCUGCUGCUGGUGUCUUGACGAAAACAAUUACAUCUAUGCUGGACUGGCCAAUGGUUCAAUUCUGAUAUAUGACUUACGGAACACAAAUACCUAUAUUCAGGAACUAGUUCCUCAGAAAGCCAGAUGUCCUCUGGUAUCCCUGUCAUAUUUACCCAGAGCUGCAGUGGCUGCAUUUCCUUAUGGUGGGGUGCUGGCUGGAACUUUGGAGAAUGCCUCCUUCUGGGAGCUAAAAACAGACUUUUGUCAUAAGCCUCAUGUGCUGUCCUUGGAGCCAGGGGGCUUUGUAGACUUUCAGACAGAGAGCAGCACCCGACACUGUCUUGUGACUUACAGGCCCGAUAAAAGCCAUAACACCGUACGAACUGUGAUGUUGGAAAUGUCUUACAAACUGGAUGAUGCAGGAGAACCAGUCUGUUCCUGCCUUCCUGUACAAACAUUCCUCGGGGGACCCACUUGCAAACUGUUGACCAAAAGUGCCAUCUUCCAAAGCCCAGAGAAUAAUGGCAAUGUCCUAGUAUGUACUGGGGAUGAAGCAUCACAGUCUGCGCUGUUGUGGAAUGCUGGCAGCGGCUUGCUGCUGCAGAACCUGAAGACUGAUGAACCUGUCUUGGACAUCUGCCCAUUUGAAACGAAUCAGAACAGCUAUUUGGCCACCUUAACGGAGAAGACUGUCCAUAUUUACAAGUGGGAGUGAGCGUGGUCUUGAGUCUUGCAGACAUGCUGCUGGUUUCGUCGAGUCAGCACCUAGUAACCCUGAGCAAAGAUACCUGUUUACGUGCUGGAAUGGAAUGCCUGAUCAUGGUUCAUUGGAUUAGUGCGGAAGUGUAUCACUGAGACACCAGGAUUGUGUGCGCUGUUUGCACCAAAUGAUUACCCUUGGGAAUCUUGCCUGGAAAUUUUUUUACUUAAAUUCUGUAGGAUCUUACAGUCCUCUCAACUACUAUUUUGGAUAUGAGUAUGCACCAAGCAUUUUGUGGUUGUGAUAAUCAACCAACCUAAAUUGUAUUGUCACUUAGGCUAAUUGGCUUAAAAGUGGUACAUGAAAGGCCUGUCUUACUUCUUGGAUGCAAAAGACACAUGGGUGAGUCUUUCAUUAAGCACGAGGGCACUAUUAAUAUCGUGUGUAGAAUUUGACCUAUUUCCAAGUGUGAAUGCUUACAACCUUUAAGUGACCUGACUUCGCCCAUACCCCUGUGCUGCUGUCUGCCCCCAGUGUCUGGUACCUCUCUGUGGUAUGCUUUGUGGCAACAAGUUACAUCCCAGGGAUCCGUGCCUACUAGAAUGUUGGUAAGUCCAAUGAUGGAGGUGGCUGAUGAGCUAGCCAUAUGUAAAGCCGUAGCUUUAAGCUUUAUGCAGUAAGUUCAUUGCGUUGUGAGAGGUGAGGAAAGGGACCGGUUGUGUUUGGGCAAUUGCUAAAGACUUGGAUUUGUCUAGUUAGCUUGGGAUACUUGGGUUUUUUUUUUUUCUCCCCCCAAAGUCAAUGCUUAAGGACAUAUAAUUCCGAAGUAAAGGCUUCUCCCUUGUCCCACUGUUUUCUGAGAAUAAUUGUUAAUGAAGUGGUUAUUCUCAGGAAAGUAACAGUGGCUAGAGAGACGUCGGUGACCGGAAGGAAGACACUCAGAAGAUUCCACUCUGGUCCUGAACUGUCCAGCAGUUAGAGGUUUGCUGGGGUUAUGUUUGUCUGCUUUGCCUUAGGCUAGUCCACUAAGCCACUGCCCCUAGGACACCUUGUCUCAAGGUUUAGGCAACAUGUCUGAUUUUCUCAGAUGUUCUUUGAUGAAGCACUAUCUUUUUUAAUAAAAGUUCUUUCAUGCCUAUCAAGCUCCUGAGCUAUUUUGGGGAUCUUUAUUGCCAACAAGGAUUAAGGGAAAAUUGUUAAUUUUCCCAGACUUCCAAGUUGUGACCGUGUCUGCUUAAUGAAACCUUCUAUGUGAAGCUGAGUAGUUUGUUUUUGUUUUUAAAACUUAAAGUAAGCUUUAAAAAUGUCAGCUUCCAGCCAGUUGAGGUGGUCCAUGCCUUUGGUCCCAGCACACUGAAGGCAGAAACAGGUGGAUCCCUAUGAGUUCAAGGCCACCCUCACUACAAAGUGAGUUUUGGAAAUUCAAAAGCUAUAACCUGGGGAAACACUGUCUCAAAGGGGAAAAAAAAAGACAAAAGAAAAAUGUCAGCUUCCACAGCUUGGGAAAAAAGUCGCCUUCUCUCCUCUCUCCCCCUUUCCCUGCAGAUGUUGAUAGAUUGAUGAUGAGAGUAGCUGCCUGGGCCUGGAGCUUCAGUUUCAGGAUAGGAUUUAAAUUAAAUAGAAUUCAACUAACUUCAGCAGAUGGCCACAGAAAAAGCUGAGGGUGUCAGGUUGGUCUGGGGCAGGGUUAGGAUUUGAUUUGCCUUGAAGAACAUUUAAAGCUGACUAGAGGGAUUUGCUACCACAGAAGCUAAGCUUAAUUUUUGCAUUUCCACAAUAAAUUUGGAUUGGGGCAGGGUAAUGUCAGGACCUCAGCCUGGUUCAGUUUUUUGCUCUACCACUGAGCUGUAUUGGAAACCCAAAUCUGUUUUGGAAGCAGAUACACAUUAUGGACCGAUUCUCCAAAGACAACCUUACUCCUACUUGCAAGAAACGUCAUCUCGAAACCCGAGAUGUAGUCUUGGCACCAGCAGGAUCUGUUUGUUUUUAAAUCUUGUCAUAGGGCAUUGGGAUUUCUGAAUAUUUGCUGUGCUGUGUGUGUUUCAGUGUUUGUUUUAAUGUUGACAAAAUAAAGAAUUUGUAAUAUGUAACAC